CUGCGCGGCGCCGGGGCACAGGCCGAGGCCGCGCCCUAAGGUCGUUGCUGAGGCGGGGCCGGCGCGGCGCCUGGCUGGGGCCGGGCCGGGGCGGCGGAGAGCGGGCCGCGCCGGGCGGUAUGAUCGGCACCGUGCUCUGCUACGUGCUGCUGCCGGCGGCGCGGCUCCUCCGGGCCCUCCGAGAUGCUUUCUUUACCUGUCGAAAGAAUGUGCUUCUGGCGAAGAGCACGUCCACCCAGAUAGAAGGAGUCUUUGCUGCGACUAGAGGAAGGUCGGUCCCAGAAGAGCAAGAAGCCCUUCUCCAGCAGUGGCUGGAGGAAGGAGCAGGGAAUUUGCCAGCCGGUGAGAGUGCUCCAGCAGUGGGGAAAGUAUCAGUUACGCUCACUAGUGACUGGUUUGAAGGUUCAGAGCUAUUGAUGACUAGCCUUAAUGACCUGAAUUCGGCUCCAGAAGUCACCCAGUGUGCUGGUCAGCAGCUUGCAGAGCUACAUGCCUUGGCUUCUUCAGAACCACAAGAUCAUGUAGUGACUGAACUGUCAAAAUUAACAGCAGAGGAAACAGUGGCUGUAACAGGCAGUGCCCCUUGGGCAGCUCUGGUGCCCCAGACGGAUCUCCAGAGAGCUGGCUGUGCCACUGUUGAUGUAGAAGUGCAGAAUGAAGACCCAGCUGUGCUGGCCUGGAGUUUAGCACGUGACGCAGAGACACUGCCAACGGAGCCCCCAGCCUGGCCCAUUCAGGAUGCGGUACAAUUUUGUCCUCUUCCGACAGAGGUACCCUACCAUGAGAUUUUAUGGAGAGACUGGGAGGAUCUCUCUGUCCAGCCCUGUGUGCUAGAGCAGGUCUCGAAAAACACUCCUCUUUUUGAAUUUCGAGUCAUGUCUUACAACAUCCUUGCCCAGGACCUGGUGGAGCAGGGCCUUGAUCUCUAUCUACACUGUCAUCCAGACAUCCUGAACUGGAACUACCGCCUUCCAAACCUUUUGCAGGAGAUCCAGCACUGGGAUCCUGAUGUUCUGUGUCUCCAGGAGGUGCAAGAGAACCAUUACUGGGAGCAGCUGGAACCGACAUUCAAAGAGAUGGGCUUUGCAUGCUUCUAUAAACGGAGGACUGGGACGAAGACAGAUGGCUGUGCAGUGUGCUAUAAGCACAGCAGGUUCCAGCUGCUCAGCCUCAGCCCUGUAGAAUACUUCCGGCCUGGCCUGGAUGUCCUCAAUCGGGAUAAUGUGGGCCUGGUGCUGCUGCUGCAGCCUCUGCUCCCGGAGGGCCUAGAUCUGAAGUCGAUCAGUCCUUUGUGCGUGGCCAACACUCAUGUGUUGUUCAAUCCUCGUCGGGGAGAUGUCAAACUGGCCCAGAUGGCCUUGCUCCUAGCAGAGAUUGACAAAAUUGCAAAAACUGCUAAAGGCAGCUACUGUCCUGUCAUCUUGUGUGGAGACCUGAACUCUGUACCUGAUUCUCCACUCUACAAAUUCAUCCGGAACGGUGAACUGUCCUACCAUGGGAUGCCAGCCUGGAAGGUGUCUGGUCAGGAGGAUUUUUCCCAACAGUUGUAUUCACGGAAACUGCUGGCCCCGCUGUGGCCAAGCUCACUGGGUGUAACGGACAACUGCCAAUAUGUCACCCUGUGCCAGCCAAAGAAGCUAGGCAGACGUAAAUACAGCCGUGACUUCCUGCUCCAGUUUCAUUUUUGUGACAUUGCCUGUAAACGACCACCGCAGCUGAUCCUCUUGGAAGGUGUGACAGAUGCUAAACCAGACCGCCCUGCACACUGGCCCAAGCCUGCUGCCAUGCUGGAAGACCCUGAUCCCCAGCCGUUCGUCCCAAGGUCUUCAGGCGUUAUCCAGCAUGGCCUCAACCUGACCUCUGUCUACAGCCACUUCCUGCCACAGAGGGGACGCCCGGAGGUCACAACGAUGCCUAUGGGGCUCGGAGCCACCGUUGAUUAUAUCUUCUACUCAGCAGAGCCUGUGGAGAAUGGGAACAGAGGAGGUCGCAGGCUGUACCGGGAUGGAGCUCUGAAGCUGCUUGGCCGCCUUUCCCUUCUCUCUGAAGAUGUCCUGCUGUUGGCAAAUGGCUUACCAAAUCCUUUUUGUUCAUCUGAUCAUCUCUGCCUGCUGGCUAGCUUUGGCUUGGAGAUCUCCAGCCUCAGAGAGGCCCAAACCAGGACAGAGAUCCCAAAAGAGAUGAAAAUGGAAGGCAUGCAAGAGGCAGCAGGGCCUUCAGGUGGAAGAACUGAUACCUGUCACUUGCCCAACUCUUUCUCUGUGCCCUCCCGGUUCCGUUCAGCCUGCCAGGGGUGAUAGCCAACCUGUAGCAUCCUCCUGCACCAGGCUGAAGUUCUUGCAACUGCUGCCUUCUUGAGCAAGGCAUGUUUAGGUACGUAGACCCUGUAGGACUGACUCCUGUCUCUUGACAGACGCUGGGAGGGAGGGGAAGGCUGUGUAACUUGGAGCCAGAUUGUCAAUCGCUUGGAUCCCAGUGUGUGUUUGGUGUCCUACCAGUGUACUUUUGUCAGCAGUGGCUUGGGCAGUACAAAAACAAUAGAACUGUACCUGUUCCUAGGGCAGAUUUGCCAGUCCAGCCUGACAUUUGGUGCUCAGUUUUUCCAUGAGAGAUGAGAGCAAUAUUGGCAGAAACUUGUAUCAGUCUGUUCACAAAUGGGGCAGGGAAAUCUGGUCUGAUCUCAGGUUUCUAUGGGAAGGUACACCUGAAAUAUUGUUCUUUCUUCCUGGGUUUUGUUGAGGGACUUUCAUAUUUUAAAUGUUACUUUCUUACUGAAAAAUAAAAUUUUUAUAAUCUAAGAAAAAACCACAAGUAACUGCAGCACCUUGUGCUCCUGGCAGUUGAACCCUGUGAGGACUUGCUCAACAAGACUUUGCUGGCUGGGAUGUGAAGGAAGAGAGGACAAAUGAGCUACACAAGAUAGUAGUAAUGGGGAUUGAAGAGAGGGAAAAAGUGAGCCUAGCUGUUGUCUCCCAGCACAUCCCCAGAUCCCAGAGGUGGUUUAUUUGGCAUUGGACUUGUCUUGCAAAAUGGUUUGUGUUCAGGAACACUUACCUCCUCCCAAAGAAAGCGAAUACUGCUGAUCUUUUACAGCUUCUGUAAACUGUACAGAAACAAGUGGUGUGUGGGGCCAUUGUGUUCCAUGCCCAUGUGAUUGUGUAAGGACUGCAUAUUCCCUUCGUGCCCCUGCGAGGUGGUGUGGUAUUUGCCUGGUGAUGUGUGGCUGGCUUUUGCUAACCCAGUUGGGAUAACAUGUAGGAGUCCGUAUAAGUGAACAGAAAUCUGGGGGUGAAUAAAUGUGUGGCUUUGUUUGCCCUUAGUUUCAUAGGUAAUGGUGUGGCACUGGUGUUAGUACAUGGGGAGCUGUGUAUUAUUAUGGCUCUGCUUAUCUGACAGUUGCACUAAUUUCUGCAAGUACUCUUACUCUGAUUUUGUAAUUGGUUGCAUUUGUAAAGUAGGGGAGGAAGGAGAAAUUGGUGAACUGAGAGCUUUAUUUUCUGUCAGGCUUGAAAAGAAGUUGCCAGAAGGCAGCCUGGUUGCACAUAACUCCCACCAGCUGGUAAGAUUGUAGUAGGAAAUUUGGAAGACACUAAAGGUUUAAAAACAACCAAGGAAAAGCAAAACAAAAACCAGUGACACAUUGUGUUGGCAUUUAUAUCUUUGGCUGUCUGCUUCAGUUAUAAUUGCUGGCUAGGUCUGAUGGUGAGCUGGUGAGGGGGCUGUGUUUGUGUGAAAGCAGCCCUCCUGCCCUGCCUGUUGAGACCCACAAGGUGGGCACCCUAUAGCACCAGGUGAGCUGGUUGCCCCUGCACUGGCCGAAGCACGCUGCCAAUCCUGCGAUGUCACCAAGGCAUAGGAGCUGUGCUUCAGCAUCACAAGUGCUUCUUCCAUGUUGUUUAAACCAAAGACUUGACUUUUCUUUUAGAUAAUUUGCAUAAAGGCAUCUCUCAGGGAGGUUUAAGGUUCCAGCUAUAUUUUGUUGGAAAAUCUAAUGUUCCACGGGACAAGCUAAUGCUUUCUCUUUCGAUAUAUGAAAUACUAUGGUAUGAAUUCAGAAUGGUUGAGUUGUUGAACACUGGAUAUGGAAUCAUGUGUUAUGAGAAACCCCAGGUCAGUGCCUGCAAGUCCUCCAAUUCUUCUUUCUGAAGGUUAGAAAGGUCCCAGAGGGACCUGCAGCUCCUGAAGCUUUGGCUCACACAUUCUUCCUUGGGCAUUUAUAAGUGAAACUAUUGCAGAAGUGCAGGACCAAUGCUUGUGACUGCAUGUAGACACACAAAGGCAGAGUUGACCAUUUGAGUGCUGUGGUUGUUUUGACCAUUGUCCCUGAAGCUCUGGUACAGGCUCCUGCAGACUUGUCCUGUUUCAGGAAAGAAAAAAACCCUGUUUUCUAGAGCAAUUUGGAGUUUAUAUCAAAUGGAUCUGGAGACCUGUAAAUGCCUCUGGCUGUGGGGAACUAUAGGAGAAGUUUGGGUGUGGGUUGGGUGGAAAGAGUCCCUACCUCUAAAAUAGCAACUAGUAUAUAGUUGUAGGGAGAAAAUAAUAUGUUCUGUGAUGCUUUAAGAAUAGCACACAGUGGUAUAAGAGGCUGUGGUAAUGAGCAACUUGUGGUGGGACGCAGAACUAAGGUUCCAGAUGUAGCUCUUAACACUGUUUCCUGAUCUGAAUGCAUGGCUAGUUGUCAUUAGCACAGCUUUCUGAUGACUUAGAGGGGUCUGUAAAUGCAUAUGAAAGCGGAACAGGAAUAACUGCUAUACUCAGAAAGGGAAGGGAUCAUUAGGUAGGAUUAUUUGCAUCAUCUUAGUAGUGAUGCAGAGCUCAGGGAGACGUACUUACAGGGAAAGGAUGCCAGAGUCCACUGGUGGUGUGUAUAUAUACCCUGUUACCAGUCUCCUAAGCUGCAGGAACAUGCAGCUGUAGAGGAAAACAGAUACUUGACAAAGUAUCUUUGCUAGAAAACAGCUUAGAUUGCAGCACAGCUGCUAGGCUGUAUUUAGUUAUGGUAUUUAGAUAGAAGUUGGACUUCCUUCACUUUCUCAGUUUUAAGUUCAUCACUUCAGGAGAUGCCCUUUAUAAUCAGUUUUCCCAAUUACAUGGGAUGGGAGGAGUGGUAAACAAUACAAUUGCUCUAGUUUCUUUCCUUUUCUUAAUAAAUGAAACUUGGCUGCUGCUUAAGGUCUUUUUUCUCCAUGCCUGUUCCUUAUGAGGUAUCUCUCCAGCAGCUGUUUUCCCACGACUGCCAUAUCCAGUUAGUUUUCUGAGUUACUGAUGUUUAUUUUUUCUGCAGCUGUAUUUCUUCAAUUAAAAGCUAUGGAUGGAACUCUUUAGGGCUAAGUCUUACUAUAAACAUGACAUUUAAAUAGCAUCAAGCCAUAAGAUAGUGGGUUCCCUCACCCCUGAAGAGUUAAGUGGGAGGGUUGGAAGCUGUGAAACCAACACUUAGAUGGGAAUAACUCAUGUGAUACAAAACAAAAAAAAGUUUAAGAUUUAUCAUUAGUGCCCUCUAUGCCGUCUGCUUUGUGAAGCACUGAAAUAUACUUGACCUUAGUACCUUUUCUCUGAGGAGUCUCUUAGAAGCUGUAAGAACAGUUCAGCAUCUCAGAGAGAAUCUUUUAAGAGCAGAUCAAGGUAUGUGUCCUGCUCCUAAUGCUGGUUGUGAGUGGUGUUGGCAAAGUCUGCAAAGCAGGGUGUUGCUGCAGUGCAAUUUCUCCUCCCAUUGCCACCACCUUACUAAUGAACAUUUAUUGGAUGUACUGUUAGGAACUUGCAAACAUAUCCAUUCUUCAUCCAAAUGCAGAUGAAGCCUUUUGUGGCUCAUCUAAAGGAGGAGCACACGAGCCUUAGUGGGAUACCACCUCCUUUCAGUAGGCUUCCUGUUGUGCAAGUUAAUUGAAUUCCUGGCUAUGACCUGCUUCUUACCAGACUGUAGCUGCCUGGCCAGGCCACUGAAAUGCACAAGCUGCAUGAUCUCGGCGAUUGAGUGUACUGCAUUGUGUUUCAAAGUAUGAUACUGAGCUUCUGUAGAGAACUCACCUGCUAUGAUGAUAACCAAUGUUACUGAUUUAACAGCUGGCAUGCCUCAAGCUCCUUCCUUCUGUCAACUGUACGAGUUUGGCUUCUCCUGUCAAGGCAAGUUGUCUCCAACUUCCACUGAAAAUGUCAUUCUAGUCUUGAAGCUCUUCUUCUUUUUAUUUAUUUUAAAAUUUAUUUAUUUUGUUUCAGAUCUAGGCUGCACAUUCUUGUGCUCUAAGGCAAUAGGAAUGCUGUAUAGUAGAGCUGGAAAAUUUUUCCUAACUUUGGUUAGACAAACAUAGCAGCUUUCAAGGUGCUGAGGUGGCAAAUAGGAAGAGGACUAGACUAGAUGCUGGCAUGUGCUAAAACAAAAGAUGUUUUUGUUCCAUCCAAUUUUUCCUGUUAUAUACCAAAAAGACUUGACUUCAAGCCUUAGCAAUGUUAUUUAGGUUUUUUUCUUUUCUUUCUGGAUGGAAAGCCUUCUACAGCAGUCCUAAGUUUAUUCAGUUACUGGCUGCUUUCAGGAGCUGCUCCUCAACUGGGGGUAGAUGAAUGCAGUAGUUAGUUGUUCUAAAGCUAUUCUUUUCCUCACCCAGAGUGAGGUUGGAGAUAGGAGAGCAGUCACUCUUUGCCAAAAUAAAAAUAUAACCCAGGAAAGCCAACUCAGUAGAGUUCACUGAAGUCUGUAGUGGCAUGCUAUCCACAGCAUGUCGUACGCCUUUGCCUUCUGUAAUCCUGCAGCCUCUGCAUGAAUGGUGCUCUUAAGGCUCAGUCUCACUCUCUCAUGAAUGGAUUUUUAUAUGCUUUUAGGCAUGUGAGAGCCUUAAGUUUUGUGGUCUUCAGCUUCUCGGUGUAGUAGCUGACUGGGUUUCUUUUUCUAAAUUAUUUUUUUAAUUGCUGCUUCGCUGAGUUGUGUAUCCUUUACACAAUAAAGGAUUUUUACUGAGGUCCAAGUAGCAUAAUCUCUAAGUAACUUAACCUAUAACUGCUAGAACUAUCAGUAGCAGGGGGAAAGCUUGAUCUAGGAAGAAGCCAAGUCUUAUUUUUAAUCUCAGCUGUGGCCAAGUCACUGUCCUGCCAUUCUCACUUCAUUAUCUAGCAGUCACCCUGACCUAUCUAUAGGGGGGUUAGGAGUUACCUGAUUUUCACCACAACCUGUAAGACAUGAGGCAGAGGGUAUUUUCAAGCAAGCAUCUGAAGUAGAGGUUUACAGAAGUCAUAGCACUUUAAUCUUUUUUUGCUAUUAUUAAUCUUUAAGUAUUUAAUAGGAGAGCAAGAAGCCUUUGAUUGCUGCUGAAGUCAACUGUCAACUCCUGGGCUUGAGCAAAGGCCACGCAGGCUUAUGAAGUGGCUACUUUCUUCGUGUCUUCAUACCAUCUACUAGGUGCUGUGCAAUUGCUUCCCCUCAGGGCAGAAGUCGUUCAUAUAAUUAACUUAGCUAAGAGGGACUAUUUCAUGUGCCAUUCUCUUUGGAGUAACGGGUUAGGGGAUGUUUAUUCCUUUCCUCUACACACUGUAGGCUUGCCUACAUCCUGGCCCUGGUCCCGGCUAUUACUCACUUCCCUAGAGAGAAGGGGUAUGUUAUGCCUGAAAGAUGAUAGCCUGAAUAAAGUUGGAUCCCCUUUGCUGGGGAAAUACACUGAAUCUUGCAGCUGAUUGUCCUUUGUUAACCCAGCAUUUGUCUUGAGAAGGCCUGGUGAGGUCAGUAGUCUGGAAGGCCACUAAACUACAGACCUUAAGCAGAAUUGCUUUUCAGGCCAGGAAGGGAGACUGGAUUGUAUGUUGAGAGCAGAGCAAGCAGAGGCUUGCGUUAACCCUUACAGUCUUCUUUCAAGACUGAAAUUUCUGUUGCUGCAUUCACUGACUUUUUUUCCAUCCAGCCUGACCAAUGGCAGUUCAAGAUGAAAAGAUGAGUUUUAGCCUUUGCUAUACAGCCACAUACGUGCUUCUUACUCUCUGGCAGCUGCCUCUGUGCGUACAGACGUACACUCACCUGCUCAGAUGACUGAAGGAAAAUGAGGGUUCUUCCAUGUCCACAGUGUUGCAAGUACAGGGCAUCUAUACCUGAUUUGUCUUUGACUUCUCAGCUGACUGACAAUGGGAAAGUUUAAAUUGGAAAGAAAGACAGUACAGACAUCUUGUUUUCUCUGCACAAGCUGAGAGCAGUACAGAGGGAAUUUUAUUGUCUAAGUGUCAAAGGAAGCAGGAGGAAGUAUCAACAUGAGGGUUAUGGGAAGUGCAGUAAGAACUAAAUCUAAAUACAAGUUCUGUGUUGGCUACAUAAGAACAUGGAACCACACUGAUUAAUUACAAAAAGACACACAUGAUAUUGUUCUUAAAGAAAGAAACCUUCCAUUUCUUAGUUCAGAGCUGUACCAGUGAUAAAGAUGUAAAUGGUUUUGGAGCACCCUAACAGUGCCAGAGUAGAAUACUGAUGUGCAUGGAAGGGGACCGCUUUGGUCCCACUAGCACCUUCUUAACCCUGUCCUGGAGGGAAACUCUGCUCUGCAGAGAUUAGGGGGGAUUCAGUAGCCUUCUGGGCCUAAGUUGAGUUGCUCUUGAGCAGACGGGGCCAGGGCACCACUGAAGGGAAGUGGUUGUGAUACAUGUAAACACCUGCUCAGGAAACAGACAAAAAUAUUAAAUUCCCUAAGGAGUUCAGCUUGGCUGUAGAGGGACCAUCUCCACCUUGCUCUGGCAGAGCAAACACCAAGCCAGAAUAGCACUUGCUUUCUUGGGUUAAAUUAUAUAUCCAUAAUGCAGGUCUUAAUGUUGACAGGGCAAUAGUGCAAGACCACUGGAAUAUGCGGUGUUAUUUCAGCCAGACUUGCACACACAGUACACAUGGGAUGUGGGGCACCUCCUGCUUAUAUCUAGGGCCUAAUCAUCAGGACCACUUGAAAUACUUCACUUAGAAGGAGCAAGUGGCUAAAGCAACCACCUGAAGCGAUUAGCCAGAUCCACUGGAGCAAGGUCAGGCCCAUCUAAUCCAGACUCUUGCCCUUUGGCAACAGGAGCAUUCUUCUGUUCAUUACAGUUUCUUAAACUCUGCAAUUUUGAGCACAGUCAUGUUUCAGUCCCUACAAUACCACAUGUGAGCCUACCUUAAGGGGCAGGCACCUGAUUAAGGCUUUCAUCUGAAAUACUUAAAAAAAAAAAAAAUUCUUCAUGUUAAGCAGAUCUGGUAGCUGCAAUACAGCUACUGCAUGAACAGAAACUAUGUUUCAGCCACAGUUCUGGAGUCAUUUAUUCUGGUAGAUCCGAGCAUACUGUGUACUGAUCCAAACAUACAGUGGCACACAGGUAAAAUUGUCAACUGAAAAAAAGCACUCCACUCCCAGCUAAAACACUUGCUAACAUACUUUAAGUUCCUAAAGACUCAUUUAGCUUAUCAUAUCAGAGUUAAAAAAAUGGCUAGUGUGUCACAGACUGAUGGACACCCAACCCCGCUCUUUAGCAUAUGAAAUUUAUAUCAGAGUGACACUGUAGCAGAAAGUUUUGCUCACUAAUCCAUUCAUCCAUUAAAAAAAUUGCAGUUGGCCAGGUAUUGUCAAGGGACUCAUCUGCAUAAAAGUAUAAAGAGGAACUCUUAUUUCAAGGUUUGCAUUACAUUUAAAAUAGUUUUGCUAGUAGUAGGUCAGCCUUUGUUCAAGUCUUUCAAAGCUCACCUAGAUUUCACAUACAACAUAGGCAGUGUCUAUCCAUUCCUAGUGUAUGGAUGCAGUUCCCUUCCAGAGUUCAGGACUCGUGCUGCAGAACAGAUAUCGGGUGAGACCUACUGAGCAGUGAAAUUCACACCCCAGAGCUACAUGAGUGAUCAUAUCCACAUUUAUCAGGACUCCUCAAGAUCCAUCAUUUUUGUUCUGCAGGCACUAAGGAGUUUGAGUUACAGUUUAGUUCUGUAUUUUCAUUCCUUCUCUGUAGCUCUAAAGACUGCAAAAGUGGAAAGGACUCGCCUCCAGCCUUUUUUUCCUUAUGGUUAAAGGAAGACAGACCAGAAGCCAGAGCAGGUAGAUAAGAGAGGAAAGAAGUGGAAGUGUAAAAGUUCAUCUUUCAUUGUACCCUCGGGUUUCUUACGGCAUAAAACUGGAUAGCACUAAUCCUCUCUGUCACAGGGGGAUGCUAUGCUGUCUUGUUAGCAAGGAAGCUAAGCUUUGUAUUGAAGUGAUUCAUCUUGUUACAAAGAUUUGGGGAGCAAGAAGGGGAGAAUUGUUAGGUCAUUUUCCAGUUUCCUGCACCAUCUGCUAAACUAGACACAUAGAAACAGUAAGGGGCAGGAAUUCUAGCACACAUAGAAACAUAGUAGAAGACUUGAAAUAGCUCUAGUAGAGGGCUCAUGCCUGCUCCUGUGUCCAUCUUGAGAAGGGAUCAACAUCAGAUGCAUAAGAAGAAUUAAAUGCUUCCUAACAUACAUAAUUGUGCAACUAAAUCUUGAAAGAGCAUAUUCUUGUCUGCCUGCAGUUGAAGAUUAAGAAACCUUGAACUCUACCUGUCAUUCAUUCCUUAAACAUCCACUUCCUUUGGUUUUCUCAACUAUUGGCCUCAGUUACAUCCUGCAGGAGAGCACUUAAUUACCAAGUCAAACAAAGCAUUUUGUUUUAAGCCAUUCUGCCCUGGUGAUCUAACACUGCUGAGCAUCCCUUUUGCCCUGCUCUCCAGAAAGCAUCAUUAGCUUGCAGCUGACCCUUCACUUGCCCCAUCUGUUUUGAAGUCUUCCUCCCCCAACACGUUUCUGCUCCUUUCCAUCUAAAAAGGCUCAAGUCUGUCCAGUUAUUGAAUGUGCUCUGUAUGAAGCUACUAAUUAUUCUCAAGAGCUUUCCAGUUACUCUGAAUUAACUAGCCAACCAAAGUCAUGGUGAGGAUGCAUCCUAGUUUUAUCUAAGUGGCUUUUAAAUUUUUUUUUCUGGAUUUCACCCCCUUUAAUAAAACCUGACAUUCAGUCUCCCUUGCAGACUGCCGUUUGUAUUUAUUGUAUGAUUCACAGUGGCACCUGAACUUUCAGUCUGCUGCAUAGCAAACAUUACGCAAAGGCAGUUUGUGGCUUCCAAGUGACCUGUAGUAUUUACAGGUAACUGUGGCACCUUUACAGCUAACAUCAUCGAUAGCAUCCAGACACUAAAUAUGUUCAUUUAUAGCCACACAAAAUUGACCAGAGGACAUAUUCAAAUGGGUGCUUGGCUUGCUACUGCUGUCUGAUUUCAAACUGUUGCAUGUAGCUGGAGGACAAAGGAGGAGACGGGUGUUGCACCCACCGAGGAAACUGGCAUCCUCUUCUGGAUCAACCUUAUCUUGGAUCAGCAGCAAGUUCUGCCACCUCCCCAUGGAUUGUCCUCCUGGUCGUACAGCAUAGCAGGAAAGUACAGACUAGAAACGCGAGCUCAGAAGGACAGACUGCAGCAGUACAGAUACAGCGCCUUGCAAGUUACAUCACAGUUAAGGAUGUACAAUUAGGAACUUGUAAGGCCUGAGUUAAAUAUCUUGUGGGUGGUGCUUCAAGGAUUAACACUGCUUUAACUCCACAGAAGAGCUGAUUUGUUUGGGGAUAAGAACCCAUUUUCUGACACCAAAAUAACACUGCUUAUAUGAGGGUGUGGCACAGCAAUACUGCGACAUAAAACCUGGUAGAACUAAGCUCCAUCAUGUUUCGAACAAGUUCACAGGAAAGAAUAAGCCCAGUUCUAAGAAAAUUAAAUAUGUAGUACUUCCGAAAGUUCAGCUCCUUUGUCAUCAAGGUGUAGUUUCUCUCAAGGAUACUCCUACUCCCAUGCCUCAGUUUUUGCAUGCCCUAGAUCCAUACAUCCAGAUCACUUCAAGGCCAUGCUGUUCUGACUUCUGGCAACCCCAUUGUUUCCAGGCCCUAGGCCUCAAAGAGAGGUCUGACAACGCUCCAGAUUUCUGACAGAUGUUACACUGCUUAAUCAGUAGUACAACAUUCCCCUGAAAAGAAGUGUAGGAAGAGUCGAGGCUGUAAGCAGGCAGAAAGGCCCAGCUCAGCCCUUUGGCAAAGGCUAGCUUAAGUGGUGCUGUUAAAUACUGCAGCUAUCUGAAGAGCCAGAAAAUGAGCACAGGUCUAGGACUGAGGUGGGGAACUGCCUCCAGGAGACUCCAGGCUGAACUGUCAGGAAAGCAGCUGCCAUCUCCUUGAGCAGGGCUUCCCACCAACAGGUGUCUGUAACUCUAGCACUAACACUACAGUGAGGAAGGAGCAAGACCCUUGUGGAAAGGAAAAUUGCUUGUAAAACCUUUUCACAUCAUUAAAUCCUUCUUUAACUUUUAAAACUCGUACCUCAGUGACUGGAGUGCCUUCUGCAAGCUUUCACAGUAGCAGUCACUAGAAGUUAAUAGAAGGCUGAUGAAGAGAUGACUCAAAGUUCGGGUUUCCCACCAGCCCCUGCCUGCCGUUGCCUCCACUGCUGGGACGAUUGGGGUCUGUGUACCUGUUUUCAUAUGGCAAUGUUACGGGCAUAUCCUGACCCCCUUAACCACAAAAGGACUUACAACGACAGCUCACUGGUAUCGCAGUGGGUAAAGAGGAUCAUCAUCCCACUGUCUACCCCCUCAGAGACAAUGAAAUGCUUUGAAAUAGGGAGGACUAAACACACAAGAUGUGGUUUCUCCAGAUGAGAGGUCUUUGUAUGAUCAAUAAAUCAGGCUGAACAAAUUCAGCCCUGUCUCUCACAAGAGCAAUGCUAAACAAAGUAUUCAUAAUGACAAAACCAGGAGUUUUUGCACAAGAUAUGGGGGCCAUCCCAUUGCAGCAUCACUUCUCUCUCAGCCCUGCAGGCCUUGCAUGGGUUGAAGACUUCUGUGCAGACAGGGCAGAAGUACUGUCAACAAGAUGCUUCAUCUAGUUGCUGUCAACACAAAAAAAUUGAUAGCAAGUCUGCUGACCCCACUCACUUCGUAUCCUUUCUGCAGCAAGCUCCCACCAACGUACAUAUCUUUUUAAUUUUUUUUU
This is a messenger RNA of Tyto alba (common barn owl), 12967 nucleotides long. RefSeq names its product angel homolog 1 (gene ANGEL1). The record is from RefSeq and is a predicted model, not a curated record. The coding region runs from base 120 to 2297 and encodes 725 amino acids. Gene Ontology annotation, molecular function: 3'-5'-RNA exonuclease activity. The transcript is spliced from 11 exons. NCBI's taxonomy places the organism in Eukaryota, Metazoa, Chordata, Aves, Strigiformes, Tytonidae.